CCUAAUUAUAACACUUUAUAUAUAGAGAGUAGAGACCGCGUUUAUCAACCGUCCGAUUUAAUAGCCCAGCCCGCAUUUGUUCAGGCAUGAUAGGCGACCACGGGAAGCCUGCAGCGACGAUCCAGUGAGAGAGCUUUAUAUUCGUUCCCUAAUCUCCAAUUUUCAAGUUGAAGUUGGAAAGCUUUUCAAACAUGAGUGGGUUGAAGAGGAUCACAUAAUCUGUUCUUACACUUCCACUUGAGAUCCUCAUUGAUAUACUCACUCGGAUGAUUCGUUUGCUGAUCUUCAUUACAGAAGGUGCUCGACCCUUCGCCAUAGGAUGAGCAUUCUCAUCUCUUUUGUAACCAAAGCAGGUCAGACCCGUGUGUAUUAUACAAUAAACUUCACUGAUGAAACCCGAGGAACUCUCGAGGCCAACCGUGUGCCAUAUUUUGAUGAAUGUCCACAAAGUCAUUUAGGGAUGUAUGCCAAGGGCCUGUUUUCGCUGCUCACAGAUUCAAGAGAUGAUGUAAUUUGCAACCCUCAUACAAGGCAGCACAUUUCUCUUCCAAGAAUAUGUGUGAAUAGCAGUCCCCUUGAAUUGAAUUGUGAGCGGUUGGGUUUUGAUCCAGUCUUGAAAAAAUACAAGCUUUUGAAGUCCGUAUGGUCUUCUGAAUCCGGGAAUCGUAUUGUUAAUGGCAUUCCCAUCACUCAUAAGUCAUACCUGGAUGAGGCAAUGGGUUUUCACUCUAGGAGUGGAUCAAUCAUGGAGGGAGAUAAAAUGCAUCCAGUUUUAUUAUGCUAAUAUCUCCUCCCAUCACUUUUUCCAUAGUGUCAAAUUGAUCGUAUUAUCUAUUCAUUUAACUGGAAGUACUUUGGUAGUUCAGUUCCCGGGAAUAUAGCAGCAUUUGACGUUUGUGCUGAGAGCACACAUAUGAUUCCUUUUCCGCUGGACUUUUCAUCACAAUGCUCACAACUUAUGACUACUGGUUUAGUUAUGAGGUCGGCAUUAGUUGAUCUGGAUGGUCGACUGGCCAUCGUUCAUGUUUCUAAAGGUGAUGACCGUAAGUACAACAGUAUGAUCAUAUGGAAGAUGGAGAAAUGUAUGGUGUGGAAGAAGCUUGCAAUUGCCAUUCCAUUGGAGGCGAGUCAAAUGUUUAGCCGACGUCUCCUACGUGUUACUACAAAUCAUUUUGGAGAAGUUAUGCUAUUCUUAAUAGGGAAAAGUAAGAGAAGUAAUACCGCAUUACUUCUACUUUAUAACUUCAAAUCACAAGUUUGGAGAAAGUUGGAUAUACAUGGGCUUCUGGAUAAACCGUCUCCUUAUUUUUGGGACACUGCUGUCAUGCACGUCAUUGUAGACAAUCUCUUUUCUGUUGCUGGAGGAUCAUCCAACUGCCCUUUGGCAUGUGCAGGCUAGUUUGUUGCAGAAGGCACCUGCUUAAUUAGAUGCAGUAAACUUGUGGACAUACUAGAUUUUCUUCAUGUAUUUGUGCUUGCCAUGGCUUGAAAAUAUGUGCUCAUAGGAGUCCUCGUUAUGUUUAUUUUAUAUUUAAUGGUAGCAUGCUACUUCUCCAACCAAAUAUGGGGCUCAUACCGCUAAUACUCUCUUUGUCUCAUUUAAAAGUUCACGUUCACCAUUCUCUGGUCAAUGUGAAUUGUUCUUAAUCUUUUACUUUAUAUAUCCAAC
Messenger RNA from Cuscuta epithymum, 1669 nucleotides. The record is from the annotation of a GenBank genome assembly. Lineage: Eukaryota; Viridiplantae; Streptophyta; Magnoliopsida; Solanales; Convolvulaceae.